CGAGACCGACCAGUACGUGUUUCGCUAUCAAUAAAGGUUGUUCAAAUAAACUGUGACGUCACAAAACGAAAUGGCAGCUAGUGGUGCGUCCGUGACGGUCCUAACUCCGAAUGGAAGAAGGCAGACAGUUAAGGUGUCCCCAAAUACACCAUUAUUACAGGUGCUGGAGGAGGUCUGCAAGAAGCAUGGAUUCAAUCCCGAUACUCACGGUUUGAAGUUUCAAAGGACUGUUCUCGACCUGACACAGCAGUGGAGGUUUGCCAAUCUGCCCAACAACGCAAAGCUAGAAGUGGUGCCAAGUACAAGGACACAGACUGUAUCUGAUAGCCAGGUGCGGAUUGCGUUGCAGAUGGAAGAUGGCUCUCGUCUCCAGGGUAGCUUUUCGUGUGAGAAGAGUCUUUGGGAACUCCUGACACAUUUUCCUCAGAUCAGAGUGUCGGAGCUGUCAGAAUCUGGGUCCACUCCUGUGUGUGUUUACAUGAGAGAUGAGGUGUGUGGGGAAGAGGCGCUCAAGAAGGCCACUCUCAAGUCAUUAGGCCUUAUGGGAGGAAGUGCCAUUGUCAGGUUUUUACUGAAAAGGGACAACGUACCAGAAGAUUGCAUGGACACAACUAAAGUCGUCAUUGUGCCAGCCCCCCCUGUUGUCACUGAAUCCCAAAGCUCAGCCUGUCAGCUUGAUCCUAUUCCUUCUCAUUCUGAAACUUCAAUGUCACAAGAGACGGCCAAAAACUCUAGCCCUGCUCAGUUAAUCGAAACGGUCCCGGUGCGCACUCCUGUUUCUUCCACUCGUACCCUCCCUGUACAACAGGAAAAAAUCAAUGAUACAAAUCAACCAAAGGCUCCUCUUGAAGUAAGACAAAUGUUAGAAGACUGUGGUGAGGAGGCAGGGCCUUCAGGAGUCAACUCCCACUCGAUCGAUCGAUCAUCAUCAUCAUCAUCAUCAUCAUCAUCAUCAUCAUCAUCAUCAUCAUCUACUUCUGAUCCCGCGGUGCCAUUCAUUCCUUUUUCUGGAGGGGGUCAGCGCCUUGGUGGUCCUAAUGGAAGUGCAUUUGGACACGUGCUUUCCUCUCCUUUGUCAUCUUCAUCAUUGUCAGCGUCUGCCGUAGAAUCGCCCAAAGCCAAGAAAGCCAAGCCUUCCCAUAGUUCUGCCCCCAAGCAUCAAGCCACUGCCAAAAAGUCAGAUAGGAUUAUGGAUGGAGCAGAAAGGUUCUUGGCGCCUGUCGAGAGAGAGCCUCUCAUCUACCACAUUGAUCACGUGUGCCAUCGCUCUGAAGAUGACGCGGAGCUGCCAGAUGAGUUUUUUGAAGUGACUGUGGAUGAUAUUCGCAAGCGUUUUGCUCAGCUAAAGAGCGAGAGGAAGUCAUUGGAGGAGGCACCGCUGAUGACUAGAUCUCUUCGAGAAAAACAGAUGAAGGAGAAGAUAGACAAAUACCCCAAAGUUGUGCUAAGGAUCCAGUUUCCAGAUCGACAUGUUCUACAGGGCUUCUUCAGGCCCCUCGAGACAGUUGGGGCUUUAACGGAUUUUGUAAGGAGCCAUUUGGAAGAUCCGCUGCUCAGUUUCUACCUCUUUAUCACACCCCCCAAAAAAAAUCUGGAUGAUCCUGCUGUCACACUUUUUCAGGCUGACCUGUUUCCGGGUGCCCUGGUGUACCUCGGCUCUGACGUGAAGACAGAAUUGUACUUAAAGAGGGAACUCCUCGAAACCUCUGUGUCUGCUUUGCAAGCAAACGAAUCCAUUGCAAGCUGCAUGUUCCCGUCAGCAAAGCAUUCGCCCAGCUCUUUGGACACUCAAGAACUCCCGCCUCCUCCAGAGCCAACUGCAGACACCGGCGCAUCCAUGCAGGACGAUGAAAAACAACAGUCAACAAACACACAGGCUGCUAAGCCUAGCAGAUCGGACGUUGGCAAGGUGCCCAAGUGGCUCAAACUUCCAGGUAAUAAAUAAGACUGUAUUUGAGGGUGACAAGUGCAACCAAGCCAGAUGUUGGACACUAGCUGCCUUACACAGCCAAUAUAAGCACUUCGACCUCAGCUUUGUGAGUGCCGCACACUUAAAUUCCACUUGGAUGAUGCCUGUCAUUUUAAACAGUGUGAGGUAAUGUGUUGGAGUGAACAAUUCAUAUUUGAUGAAAAGAUUCAUUUGAUUUCAUUAUGGUUGAUGUGUGUGGCGAAAAAGUGCUGGAUAUGUUUUGUUCAAGACAGCUUAAGAAUAGUUAAAUAAUAAAUGAUGCAAUUUGAACAAUA
This is a messenger RNA of Hippocampus zosterae (dwarf seahorse), 2244 nucleotides long. RefSeq names its product ASPSCR1 tether for SLC2A4, UBX domain containing (gene aspscr1). The coding region runs from base 71 to 1945 and encodes 624 amino acids. Gene Ontology annotation, molecular function: protein binding. The transcript has 17 exons. NCBI's taxonomy places the organism in Eukaryota, Metazoa, Chordata, Actinopteri, Syngnathiformes, Syngnathidae. The record is from RefSeq and is a predicted model, not a curated record. Gene Ontology annotation, biological process: signal transduction.